AUGUGGUCGUUGGGAACCUUGAGCGAUGGUUUUCCAGCAGCUGCUUAUGCCGCGUACGCCGCUGGUCGGGGAUUUUCAGGCUAUCCAAGUUUCGGCUUACCAUAUCCAACAGGUAACAAUAAUCUUAAUAAUCUAGCAACAUUGCAUCAACAUUUAACUAAUAAUAUAUUAAUGGAUUUAAGUAAUGGACAAUUAACACCAAACAACAAUACCCCUCUCCUCACUCAAGCGCUCUCAGGUGAGGUUAUGUUAGUUAUGAAUAAUUAUCAAGCAGCAGCCGCGCAAGGUUACGGACCACCAACAUCACCGCACGCAACAAAUACAAGAACUGGAUUCCCGGCAGCAAACUCACCCGGACCCACAAUAGAUAUGUAUAGUUCAAAUGGAGGUGAUAGUGUAAGCUACGUGCAAGCGACAAGUCCACAACCAUCAGGCUUUCCUGCUAUUGCUGUCAGUCGCGCGCCACUUAAUUACAGUCCUGGACCAUUAAUACCAGCCGCAUUUACUAAUGGCUAUCAUUAA
Messenger RNA from Chironomus riparius, 522 nucleotides. The record is from the annotation of a GenBank genome assembly. Lineage: Eukaryota; Metazoa; Arthropoda; Insecta; Diptera; Chironomidae.